AUGGUCGAUAGGGUUCUUGCCCAAUUGAGCCCAUCUAUAUACGAGAAGUCCUUCGCUUCGGCAGACAAUGAUGUCUUAAGCACGGGAUCUACCCCACAUAUCAUGUUUGCAUCUCAUGUUAAGGAAAAUCAACGCUACUCUCCGCCACCUACUAUGUAUGUUCAAGAUCAAGAUGCUCGAAUUGUUAAGCUAACUGAUAGGGUGGAGGGCAUGAGGGAUGAAGAAUCAAGUCAUGCACCUGGAAAACGUCCACAAGUCCAAGAGACAGUCGAUCGCCCCACAAAUCAAGUUGAAUAUGUUAAAGAGAUCCAAGUUUCUUCGGAAGGAACAAUCCCGAUCAACCAAAUCAGGGAGUUCAUCAUGGGUACCAUUAAAGACAAGUACGAGGUUGCAACAAAAUCCUCCUUGACAUAUGCAAGGCCAUACACCGCAAGGAUUGAUAGUUUGAAAAUGCCUGUCGGUUAUCAACCUCCAAAGUUUCAGCAGUUCGAUGGUAAGAGAAGCCCAAAGCAACAUGUGGCGCACUUCAUCGAAACCUACAACAAUGCUGGAACACACGGCGAUUAUCUCGUCAAACAAUUUGUCUGUUCCUUUAAGGGAAAUGUUUUCGAUUGGUACACAGCCCUUGAGUCUGGUUCCAUUGAUAGUUGGGAACAAAUGGAGCAAGAAUUUCUCAACCGCUUUUAUAGCACAAGACGUGUUGUAAGCAUGGUGGAACUUACAAACACAUGUCAGCGAAAUAAAGAGCAAGUCUUUGACUUCAUCAACCGAUAG
Molecule: messenger RNA, 774 nt
Organism: Solanum stenotomum
Lineage: Eukaryota; Viridiplantae; Streptophyta; Magnoliopsida; Solanales; Solanaceae
Exons: 2
Coding region: 1-774 (257 amino acids)
Source: RefSeq, a predicted model, not a curated record